UGUAUGUAAGGAGGAAUGGCGACGGUUGUUGAGUCUCUGAAGUGAAAUCCUCCGUGGGAUCUGACCACUGAGCGCCUGGAAAGCGCCCCUGUAGAGUGUGUGUGAUAACAAUGGAUGGUCCUCUGGUAAAUUCUGGAAUACCGCUGGCGACACAAACGGUGGUUUCUCCUGUCACUCAAACCUCCGGUAACUUAAGCGGGAAACUUCGGGACAAGCGGAAGACUCCUGCAUUCUUAUCCAAUUUGGGCAAGGCUACCUUAAGAGGCAUCCGCAAGUGCCCUCAGUGUGGUGUUUACAACGGGACUCGCGGUCUCAGCUGCAAGAACAAGGCCUGUGGAACAAUAUUCAGGGAUGGGGACCAUGACACGGGACGUUUGAAGAAAGGGGUGUCUGAAGUGGUUCGAGUUGUGACGGACAGCGAAGGUGGUAGAGCUGGAGGGCCGCAGGUAUUCUCUGUGCGUCAGCGGGGACGUGGCUUCGAACAGCGAGGCUUUGUUGAGUUAGUCCUCACGGAUACAGCCAUUACUACCGCAGAUGGAACCUUGCUGACCCGUGUCAACCUCGGCCGCUGUUUCAUGCCCUCUUGCCAGGAAAAUGAAAGCGAGUCAACAGUUGAAGGUUCCCAUCAGCAAGUGUCGCAAACAUCCAAAAGUCCCUGUACCCAUGUGAAGCAAGCAAUGGAGUGUCAGACCCAAGCAACACCUCUGCCACUCAAGAGCUCUGUGCUGGAGGCCCUGGUGGCCACUUCCCAGGCCAAGGAAGAGUUGUGGAGGUUGGCUACAGAGACACCGGGACCCUUAGUGCAGAGGGUCUCCAAAGGUACCCUAAUAGUGAAGUGCCAGCCAGGUGAAGCCCACCCUCUGGGACUGCUGCAUUUGACUGUAGGCUUAUCUAGUGUUAAAGAGAAGACUGAGGGUGCUGCUCCCUUUCGCUGUGCAUGCUACACACCCAAUGCCAAGGGGGAUUUAGGGGGAAGAAGUGGGAGUCACCCUAAUGUCAAAGAACGAGAAAAGUCCCAUGAGCACAGUUUACCUGAACAUUGCCUGCACUUCUAUGCCUGCGUUUGUGCCUUCACGAGUGAUGAGAAGCUUGCCACUGAGUUUUCAGCUUUCCUCAACUACAACAUGAAUGGACUGCAGGACAGUUCAGAUGCCACAGCAUUAGGUAUAUCUCAGCAACACAUUGAGCCCUCCAUCUCUCAUCGUUCCAAGAGACUCAAAUUUAUGGAGUCGUCUAUGGCUUCCUCUGUUUCUCCUCUGGCUGUCAAAGACACUUCUGCUCCCACCCUAAACCAGCGCAAGCCCACUCACAGAAAACACUCCAGUUCUACUGGAAUUAAGAACCCAGGAAGCAGCCAGCCGGUGGAUGAGACGCAUGUGUCAUUGGGUUUCCAGCAGUGGUUAGCCAGUGUUACAGAGAGGAUCCAUCAGACGAUGCACUUCCAGUUUGAUGGCAAGCCAGAUCCGUUGGUGUUCCACAUCCCUCAGUCUUUCUUCAAUGCCCUACAGCAGCGUUUAUCAUUGGGCUCAAAAAAGAGAAGACUCCCCAACUACACCACCACAUUUGUGCGUGAUGACGCUUUGCCUCUGGGCUCUUUCUCUAAAUACACCUGGCACAUUACCAACCUGAUGCAGGUGAAACGAAUCUUUGAUACACCAGAGUUACCUCUGGAACUCACUCAGAGUUUUGUGAAGAACAGUGACGGCUCCUAUUCACUGUAUCGCUGCCGGGAGACCCAUCCUGAUUCUGGAUCAGACACCAGCCACCAUUCACGCACCAAUAAGCCUCUGGCCAUCAGACCACUGGAGCUACGCACCUUCCUCAGAGUGGGGACCUGUGCUGCUGAGCAGACGGAGCCAGUGCCCUUUGUGAUCGAAUGGAUUCCAGACAUCCUUCCGCACUCACAGGUGGGAGAACUGAGGAUCAAGUUUGAGUAUGGCCAUCAGCUGGGUAGUAAACCAGAGCACUGCAAGAGCUCUGCUGGGACAGAGAGGAUUGAACAAACAGUAGCAGAUGCCAUCCCACAACAGUGAAGAACCACUGUAGAAGACUCGAGACCCUCGGUCAUGAAAUUCUCAACUUAUAAGGUGCUUCUCAGAAAAAUGUUCAUUGUCAGAAACUGUUAAAGGUUGCAUUACAGCACCGGGCAUACAGAUGUAAAUUAAUUAUAUAAGUGUACAACUAAAAUAAUCUUGUCAACAUAUGUUUUGUGCCGUA
This is a messenger RNA of Rhinichthys klamathensis goyatoka, 2217 nucleotides long. It is a transcript of the gene cunh2orf42, whose product is annotated as chromosome unknown C2orf42 homolog. The coding region runs from base 111 to 2033 and encodes 640 amino acids. Gene Ontology annotation, cellular component: nucleus. The record is from RefSeq and is a predicted model, not a curated record. Lineage: Eukaryota; Metazoa; Chordata; Actinopteri; Cypriniformes; Leuciscidae. The transcript has 9 exons.